AAAUCACCAUUUGAAAUUCAGUAUGGUAGUGAUUUUCAAGAUACUCUGGCAUCGCUUAUUAUUAUGUUGACACCAAUUACUCCACAUUUCAGCUCAGAACUUUGGGAUAUAUUUAGAUCUGUAGCCAAAGAAAGUAAAAUUUAUAAAAUAGAAAAACCAGUUGUGGAACAACAAUGGCCAGACUUAGAUAAAGAUUUUUUACUAGAUUUUAACAUUAACAUAAAUAAUAAAUGUGUUCAUAGAAGUCCAAUCACUCAAGAGGAAAUGAAGAAUUUUACUAAAGAAAAAGCACUCGACAUUGCAUAUAAUACAGCAGAGGUAAAGAAUGCCAUUAAAGAUCAUGUUAUAAGAGAAACAUUAUAUAAUGUUAUACCAAAAUAUCAAGUAUCCUUAGACAUUAAUACAAAAGUUUUUAAGAAGAAAGAAGAGACAGAUGAAUAAGUAAUGACUUUUUACCAGAAAUAUUUGUACAUAAGAUUAAUGUAUAUAAUUUUUUAUAUAAGAUGGAUAGAUAAGAAAAAACAGUAUAUAAGCAUAUUUAAGGAGAUAAAUUCAGAUUAAACAAAUAGAAUUAAAAUGUUAAUUUUAAUUUGAUGAUGAUUUUUCCAGUUAUGAAAGCAUAAUUUCAUAGCAAUAUUUGGUCAGUAAAAUGUAUUUUGUUUAAAAAAUGUGUUAAAAUUAUAAACAUUUAGAUAUGCCAGUUAAAAUAAACAGUUAUUUA
This is a messenger RNA of Centruroides sculpturatus (bark scorpion), 721 nucleotides long. RefSeq names its product probable leucine--tRNA ligase, mitochondrial. Gene Ontology annotation, biological process: leucyl-tRNA aminoacylation; mitochondrial translation. The transcript has 3 exons. Gene Ontology annotation, molecular function: ATP binding; leucine-tRNA ligase activity. The record is from RefSeq and is a predicted model, not a curated record. The annotation marks the transcript as partial. NCBI's taxonomy places the organism in Eukaryota, Metazoa, Arthropoda, Arachnida, Scorpiones, Buthidae. Gene Ontology annotation, cellular component: mitochondrion.